CCUGCUUUGUCAAUUACUAUGAAAACAGAGUGAAGACAGUCUGCUGGCCAUGAGGCGACACCGAAGCGCUUUGUCGGAUGGAAAAGACGCGUAAUGAUGGUCCUGUUAGGAGCAGGUGCAUUCAGCCAAGUGGAGGCGCAGGGCACAAAGCAGGAGCAGCGCACAAUAGCCGUCGGACCACAACACCUGCUCCACGGGAUAACCAUUCAUCAGUAGAUAUUCUGUGGGUUAAUAUGCUACACCCCCUGCUGAAGUGGAUUUCUCUUACAACUUAUUUAUUGUAAAAGGCAUGCGGACACUGUGAAACUGAUGGACGCACUGGUCAUUUGGAAGAAACAGUAGUUCAGAAUAAAAUAUCAUAAUAAAAACAUCGCUUUGUCCACUCCUAUAAUCCCGCUUGACUGGAAUCAAUCUUGCUCUUAUUGAAGACAAUCAUCUGGAAGGAUGCCCGAAGCACUUACUCCAGCCCUGUCGCUCUACAUAGGAAUGGAGGUGGUAAUUGCAAUCUCGUCUGUAAUAGGGAACGUGAUGGUGGUUUGGGCGGUGAAAAUUAAUAAGUCGUUGCGAGACACCACGUUUUGUUUCAUCGUCUCCCUUGCUCUGGCGGAUAUUGCAGUGGGAGCCCUCGUCAUCCCCCUGGCCAUAACUAUCAGCAUCGGACUCCAAACUCACUUUUACAGCUGCCUGCUCGUGGCGUGCACGGUGCUCGUGCUAACGCAAAGUUCCAUCCUGGCCCUUCUGGCUAUUGCAAUUGACCGCUAUCUCAGGGUCAAGAUCCCCACCAGCUACAAGCGGGUGGUGACCCCUCGACGGGCCGGGCUGGCGGUGGUGUUGUGCUGGACAGUGGCGUUCAUUGUGGGCCUCACACCCAUGUUAGGCUGGAACAACCUGUGGCGGCUGCAGCAGAACGGUUCGAUCAGCUCCGACCUCAUCAUUACCUGCCAGUUUGAAAACGUCAUCAGCAUGGACUACAUGGUUUACUUCAACUUUUUUGGCUGGGUGCUGCCGCCGCUGGUGCUCAUGCUGGUCAUCUAUGCAGAGAUCUUCUACAUGAUCCACAAGCAGCUUAACAAGAAGAAGAUCACCAGCAGUCACACAGAUCCCAACAAGUACUAUGACAAGGAGCUGAACCUAGCCAAGUCUCUGGCUCUGGUCCUCUUUCUCUUUGCCGUCAGCUGGCUCCCUCUCCACAUCCUCAACUGUAUCACACUCUUCUGCCCAGAGUGCCAGAAGCCCAUGUUUCUCAUCUACAUCGCCAUCCUGCUCACCCACGGCAACUCCGCUGUCAACCCAAUUGUCUACGCUUUCCGCAUUAAGAAGUUCCGCUCUGCCUUCCAGAAGAUUUGGGAGCAGUAUUUCUGCUGUAAGGACACGCCGGCGCUGGAGAUGCAGCCCAGCGAGAGGAAGGAGAUUCCCAAUGCAGACCCGCAGCAGGCAGCGCCGCCACAGCCCCCCCAGAAGGAAGUCCCAAACUCUGACCCUCCACAAAACCAGUCAGCUCCACCUGAACAGCAGCAGGACCAGACGUCCGACCCACCACAGCAAACUAAUGAACAACAAUCCAUACUGGAACAGAACACAGUCUGAUCCAAGGAAUGAGGCUUAUUGUUUACUUGGAAAGUAAUGAUCAGGGCAUUUGUAUUGGUUGCUUCCUCAUUUUGAAUGAGUUCAGCUGAGGAAGGAGUUGGCGCAACAUGCUGGGAUGUGAUUGAGGCAUGGCGAUUUGCAGCCUAAAUCUCAAACACGCUGAGAGAUCAUGUGUUUUUACUCAGGUGGAGCAUAUUUGAGUUUGGUUGAAACAGAGAGGGAAAGAUGAUUACAGCAAAAGAGGUAUUCACAAACUUGCAAUAAUGUAAGUCUUACUGACAAUGCGAUGUGUCUAUCUUAGUAACUGACUGAAGAAGUUAAGCUUUAACUUUUUUUUGUUAAUUCUGGUAAAACACUUGGUGUGGCCAUUAUAAAAUGUGCAAUAUAAGUUAUUGUGGUUGAUCAGUAUCCGAUUAUCAAGUUUUAUCAACAAAAUUAUGUGACUUACUGUAGGAUUAAAGUUUGUACAAUGUCAAUAGACCAAGUUUGUCUUACUACUGUAAUACUGUGUGUUAGUUUAAAAUGACAGUGGCUGAAAAAUAUGAAUGUAAUAAUAAUGUAAAUGAGAAACUAUAGCAGCACAGCUGUGAACACUCAUCUCUACUUCAGGGUCUUAAUGGCACAACAGUGGUAGAGCAAGCGAUGCUGUCAGAGAAAUAUCUGGAGCAAGGAGGAGUCUGUGCUGACAACAGGGUUUUGUAAUUCCUCAGCUGAAUUCUUCACUGGAGUCCCUCAGCACUCUGGCACCACUGAUCCAUUUCAGAGGAGAUGGACAGGGAUAAGAAAUAGGCAGCUGGAGGGAAUGGGAGGCUUUCACUGCAAGUAGCUUUUGAUGAUCUGGUGCCCUUUCAGAGGCUCUGUGCGUGAGUCUCAUGGCUGAAGGAGGACAGUUACUCGUCAGGGAGAGAGAGAAGAUGCACUUAAAAAACUCAUUUUUAUCCACCCUCGAUGCCAGCUUCUGGUUAGAAUGGGUCUUUCCUUUUUUCCCCCCUACUGAGACUGUGAAUAUCCUUAUCAUAACUUACCACGACAGACGGUGGCUUUCAUGGCCUUAAUUGGUAUUUUAAUUAGUCUGGAGUGGACUGAUUUAAAAGGCCCAGAUCAGACAUCAUGGCGAUUGUGACUGUCACUGCGUUCAAUAAUUUGAAUAAUGCCCAGCUCGGGCAUCUGUAGAGUGGUAGUUGAACUUUUUUUUUUAACAUCACUGGCAUAAAUUCACUGCAAGGGAAUGUAAAGUAAUUCUGUUUUGACUCCUGUAAAGAUUCAGAGACCUUGCUAAAACCAACUACCACUAAAUAUUCUCUUCACUGGGUGACAAUCUGUUGUGUAAGGUUAAGGAGUUUUAUAUCUUUCUUUCUGUCAACUCACUCAUUGGUAGCAACAUGAAGUGGAUAUCAGCACUCUGAUGCUUGGAUCAUAUCAGAUGUAUUAAGUAUCAACAGAAACUUUUAAUGCAGUCCACACUAACUGUAUCUUAAUGUGUCUACAAAGUGCUUCGGCCAGGUGUACUGUACAUAACGCACACUUGAGGAGAAAACUGAAUGAAUAAAGA
Molecule: messenger RNA, 3139 nt
Organism: Myripristis murdjan (pinecone soldierfish)
Lineage: Eukaryota; Metazoa; Chordata; Actinopteri; Holocentriformes; Holocentridae
Gene: adora1b
Product: adenosine A1 receptor b
Exons: 2
Coding region: 445-1587 (380 amino acids)
Biological process (GO): G protein-coupled adenosine receptor signaling pathway
Cellular component (GO): plasma membrane; dendrite; synapse
Molecular function (GO): G protein-coupled adenosine receptor activity
Source: RefSeq, a predicted model, not a curated record